Molecule: messenger RNA, 1468 nt
Organism: Syngnathus typhle (broad-nosed pipefish)
Lineage: Eukaryota; Metazoa; Chordata; Actinopteri; Syngnathiformes; Syngnathidae
Gene: fitm1l
Product: fat storage inducing transmembrane protein 1, like
Exons: 3
Coding region: 218-1024 (268 amino acids)
Biological process (GO): lipid droplet organization; phospholipid biosynthetic process; lipid storage
Cellular component (GO): endoplasmic reticulum membrane
Source: RefSeq, a predicted model, not a curated record
CAGACACUCUAUACUGCUGCGAGUCAGACCUUCUCACCGGCACUUAAGAAUUUCCCGGCUGGAUUUAACUUCAUGUACAUAUUUGGAGCCACAAACAGGUGGCUCGUUCAACUUCCUGCACAGUGGCAACCGACUGCACGGCAGCUUCGAAUCUGAAGGGUCUUCAGCCAAUUAGGAUUGUAUCUUAACUAUUUUUACUAGUUAUUUGUAGGUAGAGAUGAUCCUGAACACAGUUCUGGUGUUCCUGACGGACCUGGUCGCCCACUUGCUGGGAAACAAUUUGUUCCGUCGACACUUCCAUCUUGUGUUGUCUGCCACGGUGAUGUUUGGCCCAGUGCUGAGUUUCUGGGUGUCCCAGCACAGCAUCUUUGCCAAGAGAAGCCACUUCCUUUACAGGAUGUUUUUGCGAUCUGGUUGGGGAUGGACGUGCAUCUUCGUCGGCUCUUUUGUCUUCCUUCUGUCCUUCUCCUCCCGUCGUUCCCUCUCACUGUCACUCCGUCAUCUGUCUCGACUUGGAGCGGCCGGUGGACUGUGGUUCGUCUUCUGCAAACUUCUCGGCGUUCUCGGAAAUGCUACAGGUAGCUGCUAUGAGACUCUACCGGGCAACCCGGAGAACGACAGUCAGUCUCUCUUGGUGUUGCGAGAAGGUGAAAGCAAGACAGAAUGCCUCAAAGCUGGAAUGCUAUGGAGAGGAUAUGAAGUUUCAGAGGAUGUUUUCCUCCUGUGUCUCUGUUGCCUGCUGCUUGCUGAAGAAACAGCAGUGUUUGGACCUUACCUGAACCGAGGUGGAUUUUCUGAUGCCCCACUUAGGAUCCUCUUCCUGUUCUGUGUUCUCCUGCUCAGCCUUUGGCUCUUCCUGCUCCUCUGUCUCCUCGCCUACUUCCCCCAGUUCCCCACUCAGCUAUUAGGAGGGGCCCUCGGUUGUUUGAGUUGGAGGGGAUUGUAUCAAGGGUGGUACCGUCAGGUUCCCUGCUGGUAUUGCCCUGGGAGACCUGGACUUGGACUUCUGAAAAACCAAGACUGAAGUGGAACAAUCUGAGUAAUUGCACAAGUGUAAACCUGGGUGAUAGGAUUCCAUCCUAAGGUCAUCAUUUCUAGGAGGUCUAUUGACACGUCACUUGGUUGGUGAUGAUUACACAGAUAGGCAAAUACCCAGUUCCUCUGUACAUCAAUUAUUGUUUGAGCUCUCGUCCCACGUACUCAAAAUCGGCAUCCACUAGUAACGGAGAGAGGGGCCAUUUUGUCACAGGGACAGAAUGCCCACUUCCAUAAUUAGGGUGUUGUGCAAUGUCAAAACGAGAUGCAAAAUUUAACAGCACUUUAAAUGUCCCCCUUCCUUUUAUAUCAUGUAGUGCAGGUGUAAGAGUGUCAAGUGUGAAUUAAUAUAAAACCUAAGCAAAGUAUGUCAAGGAAAAGGGGUUGUUGAAUGUGUAAAAUGUUUGAAAUAAAUCCCGAUUUGUCCACUUUG